CCCCACCCUCUUCAAGGUCUCUCACUUUCCUGUCAUGGCAACGAUUGUAUCUGAAAAACUCAGCCACCUCUUCAUCAACCUCCAGCACUUGUGCAAAAUCCCUCGGAUUCUGGCUGAGGCCUUGCCUGCUCCGUCCUGCACAGUGGCAGCCUCCGACGUGCCCCAGCUUUUCCGGAAGCCUUACAUCCAGGCCGGCUACCGACCCCUCCACCGGAGCUGGACCUUCUACUUCCUCUCCCUCUUCCAGCAGCAUAAUGAAGCACUCAAUGUCUGGACGCAUCUGCUGGCAGCUUUCAUGCUGCUGGGGCGGUUCUGGCAACUCUCCCAGAUGGUCGAUUUUGUGGGCGACCCGCACGCCCAGCCCUUCUGCAUCGUGGCGGUGUCUUCCAUCAUCUACUCCACCUUCAGCACCUUGGCUCAUCUCUUGCAAGCCAAGUCUGAGUUCUGCCACUACACGUUCUUCUUCCUGGAUUAUGUAGGGGUGGCCACCUACCAGUACGGUAGCGCUUUGGUGCAUUAUUACUACGCCAUUGAGCCAGAAUGGCAUGCCUGGAUCUCCAGUUUCUACAUUCCAGGUGCGGUGGGGCUGGCUUGGUUGUCCUGUGUUGGUUCCUGCUAUGCCAAAUACCGAUGCCCACACCUCUCCCCUCUGCAGGGGAGGCUCUGCCAGGAAAUGCCCUCUGCAGUAGCCUAUGCUUUAGACAUUAGCCCUGUGCUCCAUCGUAUCUAUACCGCCACCAUCUCUGGGCAAAACGACUUGGCUGCUACCUACCAUAAGUGCCACAUUUUGUGCUUCCUGGUUGCAGCCUUUUUUUUCGCCUACCCCUACCCCGAGAAGUGGUUUCCCGGGAAGUGUCACUUUGUUGGACAAGGCCACCAGCUCUUCCACAUGUUCCUCAUACUUUGUACCUUCAUCCAGUUAGAGGCGGUGCUUCUCGAUUACCGGACUCGGAGGCUCAUUUAUUCGCAGCUGCAUGGCGACCUGGCUCCUUUUUUUUCCAUUAUGUGCCUUGUGCUGAUGGCUUGCUGUGGCCUCACAGCCCUCUACAUGACCGUCAAAGUCAAACACAAAGUCUGGCCGAAGCGGGACUGA
This is a messenger RNA of Protobothrops mucrosquamatus (brown spotted pit viper), 1093 nucleotides long. It is a transcript of the gene PAQR7, whose product is annotated as progestin and adipoQ receptor family member 7. Gene Ontology annotation, cellular component: plasma membrane. The coding region runs from base 35 to 1093 and encodes 352 amino acids. Gene Ontology annotation, biological process: response to steroid hormone. The transcript has a single exon. NCBI's taxonomy places the organism in Eukaryota, Metazoa, Chordata, Lepidosauria, Squamata, Viperidae. Gene Ontology annotation, molecular function: nuclear steroid receptor activity; steroid binding. The record is from RefSeq and is a predicted model, not a curated record.